GGCAGCGAGGAGUCUGAGGAGGCUUCAAGUUGGCAGGCCCAGUGCCGGGGGCCAUCUUUAUUUCUGGCAGGUCAGCUGACUUGACUUGGACUAGAUCAGGGCCAACACGUAGGCGACAGCCCUUUUCUCUAGGGAGCGGAUGAGGCCCUCCCUGCACACACUUCCCAUCUCUCCGCGCGCGCCCCCGCCUUCCCGGUGAGCCUGUUUGGCGGGAAGUUGGCUUAGUUGGCCUACCUGUGGCUCGGCGCGUUCCCUGGUCCCCGCCUUGUUUCUCCCCAGAGGCUUCUCAUCCUCCCUCGGUGAUCUCGGCGUAGGGCAUAGUACCCCAUCUCACGGAGGACGCGAUGGCUCCCAGGAAACGCCCAGAAACCCAGAAGACCCCCGAGGUGGUUGUGCGUCCCAAGAGCAAGAGGAACAGAAGCCCCCGGGAGCUGGAACCCGAGGCCAAGAAGCUCUGUGUGAAGGGCCCCGGUACUGCCUGCGCCUGCUGCUUUAAUAAUUCUGCCAUUUGGGGUUCUCACGCAGGAGGCUGGAGUGGGGGUUCUAGCAGAAGAUUUGACUCAGGCUGCCUUUGGGCGGGGUUGGCUAGCCUGCGGGUCUCGGCAUCAUGCAGCAGCAUCGUCAGGGCCCUCCACCAGCAUAAGCUGGGCAGAGCUACCUGGCCAUCACUACAGCAGGGUCUUCAGCAGUCCUUUUUGCACUCUCUGGCUUCUUACCGGAUAUUCCAAAAGGCUGCCCCUUUUGACAGGAGGGCCACAUCCCUGGCAUGGCACCCAGCUCACCCCAGCACCGUGGCUGUGGGUUCCAAAGGGGGAGAUAUCAUGCUCUGGAACUUUGGCAUAAAGGACAAACCCACCUUCAUUAAAGGGAUUGGAGCUGGAGGCAGCAUCACUGGGCUGAAGUUUAACCCUCUCAAUACCAACCAGUUUUUCACCUCCUCAAUGGAGGGAACCACUAGGCUGCAAGACUUUAAAGGCAACACUCUCCGAGUUUUUGCCACCUCAGACACCUGCAACAUCUGGUUUUGCAGCCUGGAUGUGUCUGUCAAAAGCCGAGUGGUGGUCACAGGAGACAAUGUGGGGCAUGUGAUCCUGCUGAACAUGGAUGGCAGGGAGGUGCGUUCCCUGAAGCCAGGUCCUCCCCCUCCCUCCCUGAACCCCAUCCUCGGUUCUGUGUCCCCUCCUGAACCAAGCUCUUCUCUGCAGCUUUGGAAUCUGAGAAUGCACAAAAAGAAAGUGACCCAUGUGGCCCUGAACCCAUGCUGUGAUUGGUUCCUGGCCACAGCCUCCGUAGAUCAAACAGUGAAAAUCUGGGACCUGCGCCAGGUUAGAGGGAAAUCCAGCUUCCUCUACUCACUGCCACACAGGCAUCCUGUCAACGCAGCUCAUUUCAGUCCCGAUGGAGCCCAGCUCCUGACCACUGACCAGAAGAGUGAGAUCCGGGUUUACUCCGCCUCUCAGUGGGACUGCCCCCCACACCUGAUCCCGCACCCUCACCGCCACUUUCAGCACCUGACACCCAUCAAGGCAACCUGGCAUCCUCGGUACAACCUCAUUGUUGUGGGCCGAUACCCAGAUCCUAAUUUCAAAAGUUGUACCCCCCAUGAAUUAAGGACGAUCGAUGUGUUUGAUGGAAGCUCAGGAAAGAUGAUGUAUCAGCUGUAUGACCCAGAAUCUUCUGGUAUCAUGUCGCUCAAUGAGUUCAAUCCCAUGGGGGACACGCUGGCCUCCGUGAUGGGUGAGUGUAUCUCGGGCUGGUCAAGCCCACCCUACUUCCCAAGGUUCAGUACAGGCUAACCCCAGCUUUGCCCUGUCACAUUCACCCCAGAGUUGUAGUCAGUAAAGAAGAUAACCAGGAGACAGUGGUCUCUUCGGCCUGGGCCCUCCAUCCCUUCUGCUUUGUCUUCGUCACAGCAGUGCCUGGUUGCUGUCCAGUUUCCUGGUGUCACCUUACCGAGUCCUAGGUUCCCUGGGUCAGCCCCAAAUUCUCAGAGGCUGAUAAUGGAAGGUGCGAGUCAGACUGGUCUCACCCCUUCUAGGUUAUCACAUUCUCAUUUGGAGCCAGGAGGAAACUGGGAUGCGGAAAUGAGAGACAUUAAUGAAGGUGGGGGCCAAGCAAGGGCUUGGAGCCACAUGAGAACAAGUCCUGCGAGAAGAGGCGGCUUUGUGUUAAAGGGCCAGAGGUAUCCAAGCCUUAGGGUUGGAGCAGGGGCACUGGGACCGGGAAACUGGCAUGUUACUGCUCUGGACUUAGCUCCAGAAACUUCUCCAGAGUUGGCGACCCAGCUGCCCCAAGGGUCACUGCUGUAUCUAUCCUGGAGCCAAGCUUCUUGUCUUUCUCCUCUCUGACAUGCAGUGGCAGAGUGAUCAGGUAGUGGGUUUUGAUUUGCGCUCACUACUGACAUAGCCAAUAAAACCAUACCCAACUGA
Messenger RNA from Camelus dromedarius (Arabian camel), 2429 nucleotides. It is a transcript of the gene DDB2, whose product is annotated as damage specific DNA binding protein 2. Gene Ontology annotation, cellular component: nucleus; Cul4-RING E3 ubiquitin ligase complex. The transcript is spliced from 8 exons. Bases 345 to 1796 code for a protein of 483 amino acids. The record is from RefSeq and is a predicted model, not a curated record. NCBI's taxonomy places the organism in Eukaryota, Metazoa, Chordata, Mammalia, Artiodactyla, Camelidae. Gene Ontology annotation, molecular function: damaged DNA binding; protein binding. Gene Ontology annotation, biological process: DNA repair; response to UV.